AUGACUCUCUCCCCAUCAAUCACUGCGACUAUCAAUUCCAACACGCUCUGCUUCUACAAAGAAAAGAAUGCGAUUCUCAUUGCUACUAAGCGUGCGCACAAUGUCCCACUACUCGAAGGCCGCACAGACGAACCAGGGACAGUACCUGAGUCGGUUUCCCAUGCCAUAACAACCACACCAGUGUCAAUUGAGACAUGGCACCGGCGUUUCUGCCAUCGGAGCUAUGCCACAAUCGACAAGAUGCUCUCAACUAGUGUUGUCAAAGAUUUUGCCACCACUGGCAAGACAAUAACCCCAGCUCUUUGCGUACCCUGUGUAGAGGGCAAGCAGACUCGUGCACCACAUACAGUGCCUGCAAAACGAUCAGAAUCUGUCCUUGGACGCAUCUCCUCAGACGUCCAUGGGCCAGUGCCAACUCAGAGCCGGAAGGGACAUCGGUAUUGGGUUACAUUCAUUGACGAUAAAUCACGUCGUGUUACCCUGUACACACUCCUCAGCAAGCACAGAGUUCUCGAGGCAUUUAAAGACUUCAAAAUGCACGCUGAGACGGAGCUGGGGGUAAAGAUUAAAUGUCUACGAGAUGACAAAGGUGGCGAAUACAUGUCCACCGAGUUCCAAAACUACUGUGCAGAGAAUGGCAUCCAACGCGAACACACCAUCCGCGACAGUCCCCAGCAGAAUGGAGUCGCUGAGAGAUUCAACCGUCACCUUGCUGAAGGGGUAACUGCAAUGCUUUCAGAAGCAAAGCUACCACCGUCGUUCUGGGCCGAUGCUGCCAGAGCCUUUGUCCACACCCAUAACCGACUUCCAUCCUCUGUUCUCAAUGGUAUAACACCCAUAGAGAUCUGGAAUGGCUCAAAACCCUCUGCUGGACACCUACAUGCUUGA
Serendipita indica DSM 11827 is the source of this 888-nucleotide messenger RNA. The record is from the annotation of a GenBank genome assembly. NCBI's taxonomy places the organism in Eukaryota, Fungi, Basidiomycota, Agaricomycetes, Sebacinales, Serendipitaceae.